This is a messenger RNA of Drosophila ananassae, 2048 nucleotides long. Its product is annotated as arginine-glutamic acid dipeptide repeats protein. The transcript has a single exon. The record is from RefSeq and is a predicted model, not a curated record. Lineage: Eukaryota; Metazoa; Arthropoda; Insecta; Diptera; Drosophilidae. The coding region runs from base 267 to 1700 and encodes 477 amino acids.
AUUAUUAAAAAUGUCAUCUAGUUUAUUUAUUUUUAAGUAAUACGAAUUUUUUUAAUUAAAGAGAACUUUAAAUUAAGGAAUAAGAUAGUCAAGGGCCUUAAUAAACCAUAAAAAAUUAAAAAAAUAGGUUCAAGAACUGUUGUCUGAUUAAAAAAAAUUAUUUUAAUUGUAGAAGUCUUAAAGGGAGACUAUUUUUUUAAAUCUUUAUCUUUUCCAAACUUAAAUAAUUCAAAUGUAAUGUCUGACAGCUUCCCUGCUUUCAGACAAUGGCCGCCCUGGGCCUUCUCCUUCUAGUGGGCGUGCACGGGACCACAAUAAUCAGCAUCAAGUAUCCGGAGAAGCCAGCCGACGUGAUCGUGGAGCCACAGCCCGCCAAGAGGGAUCUGAGUCUCAGCUAUGCGGCCACCAACAUCGACUCCAAGGAGGGUACUCGCGUCAAGACCAUCACAGUGAUCAAGAAUGUCGGUGGGAUACCUGCUUCAGCCGCUGCCGCUGCCGCAGAAGAAGUGGCUGCCCUUGGAGCCUCUGCCGGCCAUAAUAACCGAACGAAGCUGGCUAUCGAUCCGAAGCUGCACAAGAGCGAGGAGUGGGCGAACGCCUUCCGGGAUAACUUUGAGUCUUACGGAGCGCUGCCCGAUGUACCGGACAUUGAUGAUCUUUUCGAGUUUGUGAACCGGAAGAAGCCGCAGGAGGCAGAGAAGAAGCUGGAGGCGUCCCCCGAACCGGAGGACAAGGCAAAGAAAGAGCCCGCCAAGCCAGUGGCUGAGACUACCACCAAGAAGGUAUCAGUUAGUGAGCAGAGCGAUGGAUUAGCUGGAAGGAGGACUAUCCAGGAUGCCGGCACGUCUGGCAACGUCGACAGUGACGAGGCUGUGGUGGAGAAGAUCAAGGGCGAUGCCGAGCUGCUGCCCCACAUCCAGCAGGCCAACAUCCUGCGCCUUCAGGCUGCCCAGGCUCGCUCCGGGCUGCGCACCAAAGAGUCCUUGAUCGCCGUCAACUACUCCACACCCAUGCACCAGGUGAGCCAAUACUUCGACAACUAUGUCCAGGCCGUGCCCAACGGGUAUGACUACUCCAAGCCCUGCGGCGCUCCACCGGGCAACAGCAUUCAAGUAACCACACCCUCGGGUCGCACCUACGACAUUCCGCAAAGCAACAGCAGCGGUACUGGCGGCGGGAAUCACCCGUAUAUCGCACCAGCGAUCUCAAAAAAGACACAGAUUCCAGCCGGACCGGCCCCACCGGCGGCUCAGCAACCACCACCGCCCAACUACUCCUCCGUGAACUCUAUUGUGCCGCCAUUAGCGCAGCAGCAGCCGCCACAACCAGUGCCCCAAGGCAUUCCGAACCAGAACUUGCCUCCGAACCAGAACCAGAUCCCACAGCAGCCACCGAUAGUCACACCACCAAACACUGUAAACAUCCUUCCUCCUCUGGGGGCGGGCACUGGGGGAAUCUCUACCAGCCAGCGUCCCUAUGUGGCGCCCAAGCUGCGCAACAAUGGCCUGGGCAUCAGUCGAGCUCCAAGCAGCACCCAGGGACCGGUAUUGUUUCCCCCAGUUACCAUACAGCAACAACAACAACCCGGUAUUCCCCAGCCGGCGGGAAAUGCUCCGCAAGCACCCAGCUUCCGCACCAACAUAUACGGUGGCGGCUCAAAUCGACAAAACACUUUGCGAUCGCGUGGCCUAAAGUAUUAAGCUCUUAAACUAAAGAUCCACUUCGAAUAGUGAUAGGUUAUCAAAAUUUGAAGAAUUUGAGCGCUAUAUUAGUAUUUUUAACCCAUUAUGGCAAUAUGCAGCUAAUAAUAAAGAAAGGAUAUUCAAACUAAUAGAAUUAAGAGUAUUUAGGAAAGAGAAAAGCAAUAAAAUUAAAGACCAGAAAUAACGAAACUUUCGAAUAUUUGAAUGUGAGGGCGGGAAAGUCGUUGGACUGUCUCCAGGGUUGCCAAUACAUGUAAAUUAAUGUAACAAAUUUGGUUUGGUGAGAUUGUUUUGGUUUAUUUGGUAAUUAAUUUGCUAUCUUAGUUAACCGAAAACAAAUAACAG